CUUACAUGACACAACGUUCCGCAGAUUGAUAUGAUUCUCACAGAUUAUAGGUCGUCAUACGAAACUCCGUUCUUUGGAGCAUGGAUCAGUAUGGCGCGGGAGGAUGGACCUGUUAUCUGAUCAUCUAAUCAGUGAUCCGACCACUAAGUCAGGUGAACAGUAUCGCACAAAUCCGAUCUAUAAAAGGCUGGCGAAACCCCCGCUUAACAGAGGUUCAUUACCCUCAUCAUUAGCCCUCUCAUCUCCUACUACUUGAACUAUUCCAACAAUGAAGUUUUCCAUCAUCAUCUUCACAAUCGCCUCGGUGUCUACCGCUAUGGCUGCUGCUCUCCCUGAAUCUGAAGUUGAGAUUCCUGGCAAGCUUGUUUCUCGCGACGAGUUCGAACUUGCUAUCCGCCAGGCGGGAUGCUCUGCUUGUAUUCAAGGCAUUCGAUGCUGCAACGGCUCCUGCAUGCGUGGAUGUUAAGUCUUAUACACGCGCUCACGCGAAUCUGAAUGAGGGCCACCUGGUUCGCUUCAAAUGACGGAAGCUCAUGCAUGCCUAAGGAAGUUUAUUGCGCGAGAAUCGAACUUUUCUAUCCGAAACUUGAC
Molecule: messenger RNA, 591 nt
Organism: Fusarium redolens
Lineage: Eukaryota; Fungi; Ascomycota; Sordariomycetes; Hypocreales; Nectriaceae
Exons: 2
Coding region: 269-466 (65 amino acids)
Source: RefSeq, a predicted model, not a curated record